Molecule: messenger RNA, 4727 nt
Organism: Anopheles merus
Lineage: Eukaryota; Metazoa; Arthropoda; Insecta; Diptera; Culicidae
Product: cationic amino acid transporter 4-like
Exons: 4
Coding region: 405-2447 (680 amino acids)
Biological process (GO): transmembrane transport; amino acid transport
Cellular component (GO): plasma membrane
Molecular function (GO): amino acid transmembrane transporter activity
Source: RefSeq, a predicted model, not a curated record
CAAAAAAAUCGAACAAGUUGCCACUCACCGUGCCAGACUACGCUGAGUGUGUUGGGUUAGAUCCAAACAGACUUUAAACGUGGCCAGCAGCACGAACGCGUCCAGCUCCGUACUGCUACCUUCUCGGUAGGAGGUCCAAAAGUGGGCGAAGGGCAAGUUUCCAGCUGCUCGCAGGGAGGAGUCGUAAGAGAUUGUUGCGGAGUGCAAGCGAGCCGUGUGUGUUAGUUAUUUAUCGAGAAUCUGUACCUUUUGCUAGCAGUGUUUCUACAUCAAGCAUCACAUCGGGCUAAUCAUUUUCGCAGGAUUUUGCGGCUCGCAACCGGAUACGGUGCACUGGGUGGGUGGCUUCGGGUGAAAUUUGAAUCGUAAUUUGGCAAACCUUUUUGGCUGACGGACGUGACACGAUGCCCAGCGCCAGAAGAAUGAUCCUGGGGCACGUCAUGUCCGGUCUCUGCACCAAGAUGAACCGCACCAAGCAGCUUCCGGCAGAUUUGAUGGAAACUCCACUGAAUAGAUGUUUAAACACAUUCGACAUCACGCUGCUGGGUAUCGGUCAUAUGGUCGGCGCUGGAAUCUAUGUGCUCACCGGAACCGUCGCACGCGAGAUGGCCGGUCCAGCGAUCGUACUUUCGUUUAUCCUGGCCGGGCUGGUGUCGCUGCUGGCCGCCCUGUGCUAUGCGGAAUUUGGAACCCGCGUCCCGAAGGCUGGCUCGGCCUACGUCUACACGUACGUUUCUAUUGGCGAGUUUUGGGCGUUUGUCAUUGGCUGGAAUAUAAUCCUGGAGCAUAUGCUGGGGGCAGCCUCGGUGGCCCGUGCCUGGAGCGGGUACGUUGACUCGAUGCUGGGCAACAUCGUCGCCAACAUCACGAUGGAAAUUACGGGCGAGAUGCACGAGCAGCUGCUGGCCAAGUAUCCCGACUUUCUAGCGUUCUUCGUGUGCAUCAGCUAUGCGGUCGCGCUGGCGGCUGGCGUUAAGGCAACGGCCAUGAUAAACAGUAUUCUGACGACGGUCAAUGUGGUCGUGAUGGCGCUGGUUGUGGUGUUGGGCUUCUGGUAUGCGUCGCCCGACAACUGGUCACUGCCAGAGCAGGGCUUCAUGCCGUACGGGUUCGGCGGUGUGCUAGCCGGUGCGGCCACCUGUUUCUACGCGUUCGUGGGAUUCGACAGUAUCGCAACGUCCGGUGAGGAGGCGAAAAACCCUAGCUUUUCUAUACCGCUCGCCACCAUUCUGUCGCUGUGUGUGGUGACGGUCGGGUACGUGCUGGUCAGUGCGGCCCUAACGCUGAUGAUUCCCUACAACGAAAUUAACCCGGCGGCAGCGCUGCCGGACGCGUUCGGUAUGCGCGGCAUCACGUGGGCUAAGUAUGCGAUCUCAACUGGAGCCAUCUGCGGUAUGACGACGACGCUGCUCGGAUCGCUCUUUGCGCUGCCCCGCUGCCUGUACGCGAUGGCAAGCGAUGGAUUGCUGUUUUCGUGCUUCGGCAAGGUAAAUACGAAGACGCAGGUUCCGCUGCUGAAUCUCGCCCUGUCCGGUAUCUGUAGUGCACUGUUGGCGCUGCUGUUCGAUCUGGAAAAGCUGGUAGAGUUUAUGUCGAUCGGUACGCUACUGGCCUACACGAUCGUGUCGGCUAGUGUUAUAGUUCUGCGCUACCGGCCGAUAUCGGUAGAGGAAACCGUUCACCUUGCGCCCGAUACACCCGGCACGGAUGAGGAAGACGGUGGACCGACAUUACCUGGUAGCGGAGCACCGGGUGCCCCGGGUGGUGGCAUUGAUUCAUCGUCCCAGUCCAGUACCAUCGAUCCAUCGUCACCAACGAGUGAGAUGAUCGAGAUUGCUCUGGCCGGACGGUUAAGACCCCAGUUUCGCUGGUUAGAGCCCGUGCUGGGUCGUUGUGAACCGGGCGUGGCCUGUUCCGGUGCGGUGUUAAUGUUCUGUGUGCUAAGCGUAGCGGUUUGCUUCCAGCUGGAGAACUCCUGGGAUGAGCUGUACAACGGAACCUGGUGGGCGUUAGGCCUUUAUGGUUUUCUACUUUUCUGUCUCGUUGCUUGUGUUGUUGUAAUUUCGGCUCAUCACCAAAAUACUCGCGGACUGCAGUUCAAGGUACCGUUCGUACCGUACAUCCCAGCAUUGAGCAUCUUCUGCAACAUCGAGCUGAUGGUGCAUCUGAGCUUCCUGACCUGGUUGCGCUUUUUCAUCUGGCUGUCCAUCGGUAUGCUGGUGUACUUCCUGUACGGUAUCCACAACAGCAAGGAGGGUGAACUCGGCACGUCCUACUCUAUGCUGAUGUCUACCAGCGAAGCGAUCCGUGGCUGGGGCUCCACCAGCACGGCCCUCGGCGGUGGCACUAAGGUAACGGUUACUAAGAUAAUCAAGGGCAGAAUUAGCCGAAAGACGGCCGGCGACAGGCAGGCGAUCGUGGAUGAUGACGAUGAUGAAGAUUCUUAAAUAAGAAUCCGACAGAAUCUAGUUCCUUUCUUCCUCCAUUCCUUCGCCCCUGUUGCACUGCAUGUGGUAUGUGUUGAGGAUAAGUUUCAAUUAUCUGUGCAGUGAGUCUCGUCUAUCCGUAGGUGAAGAUGAGAGUCAUGCAUUGUGUUAUGGGUAUUUCCGUUGAUUUUUAUAUUUAUUCCGAGCCCCGCAGCCAAACGACAGGGACGGACACACACUCGGAACAUUCGUAUUGAAGGCUAUCAACCAAACAAAAAAAAAAAAACGGUCCAAAUCACAAGUACACUGUCAAAUAUAGGGAUAUCAUCAGCGCAGAACUUAUAGGUACAUGUUUGUUAACAUUUUAAGAACGAAGCUAUCUACCAAAGAGUCUAUUUCUCCUCCGAUUUGUCCCCAGAGUAAAGGAACGCCACACCUUUGUACUAUAGAGCUAUAUUGUUGCAUAUUAUUUAAUAUAUUCACUUUGUACACCGGUCUACCAAGCUCUGUGGAUUAAGACGAAGCGAUAUUUAACAGUAAAUAUUCUACGAAAUGGGUUACAACCUAUUUCCUAUUUGCACAGUAUUAGAUAUUAUGCUACUAACAGAUUGCCUUAGGAAACAAACACAUGUGUCUGCAUAAAGUAAGUGUAACGCGUUAAGUUUUCUGUUGCGCUAGUCGUGAGAGAUUUUGGUUAAUUCGUUUCAUCUACGAUAGUUUUAAAUUUUCUUCCAGAAAGUUUAACAGAAAAGCUAAGGGACAGGAAUGAAACGGUAAUGCCUAACAUGAGGUUAUCUGCAGGAUUUUCUUUUUUGAUAAAACAUUAUUUUUCUACCUCGAAAAAAAACAACAGCACAAACGAUUGUAAAGCCUUUCUAGUUCCUUUACUACUUAACCUACCAUGGCGUUAUCUAUGAUACACUUCAACCACCGAAUUUUGUACGCUUUAGCUACCUACGUGUUUGAAAAACGAAAGACACAAACUUUAAAACGGGUAAUUUCAAAGUCAUAACCAUUUCACUAGUUUCUCCUCAUCAUCAUCGCUGAGCUGUGUAAGAGCAAAACAUAAAAUAACCAUGCAAAGGCUUUCGAUGGAGUUGCCUUUUGGUUUCGUUGUUUUCCUUCAUUUUGGCCGAUGAACCGUUAGAGUAUAAAAAAUACCACUUACAAUACAAGUACUAUACCGCUGGUACACGAUUUAGUAACGCAAGCCGUAAUCGGCAAUAUGUAUAUUUAUAACAGAACAACAUCUAAAGUAGAAAUCAAUGCAUAGUCAAUGAAGAGUACAUAUUCAUAUAUACCUUAUUCGGUAGAAAAUUCGAUAAGAUAAAUCACCAAACCGUCGUUCAUGGGAUAUUUAACCACAUGCAGGUAGAUGCAAUAGCCACAUGGAACUUGAAAAGCACAAAUGCGAUUAUGAUAUCCGUAUCACAAUACAACAAGGAAAGCAUUAUACACCCAAAAGGAAGCAGAUGCUACUACACUGUGUACUAAUUAGCCAUGAUGAUUUAUGUAGUAGCGUUAUGCUCUCAUAUGACACAUAUAUAGUGGCGGACACCGUAUCUCGGACACCCAUUUUUUAUUCAGGAUUACUAAGUUUGCAGCUUCCUGGACAAUUCUUAAAAGCAUGCAUCGGAAUACUGCCUUCACAUAUCAAUGAGGACGGUAUUUGGUAAUACACCGGUAGAAAACCGGCCUUAGGUUAUUUAAUACGCACAUGAUGUACCAAUACAGCCUAUUGUUUAAGAUUAUUGACUAUUAACGUUAGUUAUAAUUAUAGAAUAAAAAUAUUUAAUAUUGCUUAGAUUCGUAGCCAUUUUAUCUACGAAAUCUACGGUCGAGUUUUGAGUUAACCUUAUAAAUUAAAAAAAAAUUUGUAUGUUUUCGAUAGAUUGUAUAAAAUAUUUGCCUGAUUUUGUGCAGCAGCAUAGCUAAAAAGUAUUCUCAUAAAUGUAUGAAGACAAUAUUCCGAGAUACAUGAUUUAAAGAACUGACCAAAGAGUCUCCAAGUCAGCGAGGAUGGGGUAAAAUAUAAGGUGUCCAACUUUAGCCUGUCAUCACUGUAAUAUACUAAGAUCAAUUAGUAGCGGCGACUACAUUUCAUUUCUUUGUUUUGGUUAAACCAGGAUUUUUUAAAUCUUGUUUUUUUUUCUUUCUCUUAAAACAUGUUAAUUACAACGUGUAAGGAAGCUGCUACAGAACUUAUAAUGGAUAACUGUAUGGAACAAACAUGAAAUAAAUAAUCAUACAAACCACCAUAAGAACAAUAAAGUAUACACACAUAUGACGAAUUUAACUAUA